Tyto alba (common barn owl) is the source of this 2019-nucleotide messenger RNA. Its product is annotated as actin, alpha skeletal muscle B. Lineage: Eukaryota; Metazoa; Chordata; Aves; Strigiformes; Tytonidae. The record is from RefSeq and is a predicted model, not a curated record. The transcript is spliced from 9 exons. Bases 105 to 1238 code for a protein of 377 amino acids.
CUCCAUUCCAGAAGCUGAUAUAAAUGUAAUAGAAGGUGAGAUCAUGUCAUUUACAAAGAGGCUUCUAGAAAUCACUAUUUCCUGGCCAAAAAUUGUGAGGCACUAUGUGUGACGAUGACGAAACCACUGCCCUCGUAUGUGACAAUGGUUCUGGGCUUUGCAAAGCUGGGUUUGCAGGAGAUGAUGCUCCAAGAGCUGUGUUUCCAUCCAUCGUUGGACGUCCUCGCCAUCAGGGUGUUAUGGUUGGAAUGGGUCAAAAAGACAGCUAUGUAGGCGAUGAAGCACAAAGUAAAAGAGGGAUCUUGACGCUGAAGUAUCCCAUUGAACAUGGAAUCAUCACUAACUGGGAUGACAUGGAAAAGAUUUGGCAUCACUCUUUCUACAAUGAACUCCGAGUUGCGCCAGAGGAACACCCCGUCCUGCUGACCGAGGCCCCCUUGAAUCCUAAGGCCAACCGUGAAAAAAUGACCCAGAUAAUGUUUGAGACGUUCAAUGUGCCAGCCAUGUAUGUAGCAAUUCAGGCAGUGCUGUCUCUGUACGCAUCUGGAAGAACGACCGGAAUAGUUUUGGAUUCCGGGGAUGGUGUCACACACAAUGUGCCUAUCUAUGAGGGCUACGCCUUGCCUCAUGCCAUCAUGAGACUUGAUCUGGCAGGCAGAGACCUGACUGACUAUCUCAUGAAAAUUCUUACAGAGAGAGGCUACUCUUUUGUCACCACUGCGGAACGGGAGAUUGUGAGAGACGUCAAGGAGAAGCUUUGUUACGUGGCUUUGGAUUUUGAAAACGAAAUGGCAACUGCUGCUUCCUCCUCCUCUCUUGAAAAGAGCUAUGAGCUUCCUGAUGGGCAAGUCAUCACCAUUGGAAAUGAACGGUUCCGAUGCCCAGAAACUCUCUUCCAGCCAUCAUUCAUAGGGAUGGAAUCUGCAGGCAUCCAUGAAACCACUUACAACAGUAUAAUGAAAUGUGAUAUUGACAUCCGUAAGGAUCUCUAUGCAAAUAAUGUCCUUUCUGGAGGAACCACGAUGUAUCCUGGGAUUGGCGAUCGCAUGCAGAAAGAGAUAACAGCUUUGGCUCCAAGUACAAUGAAGAUUAAGAUGAUUGCACCACCAGAACGUAAAUACUCUGUCUGGAUUGGGGGUUCAAUAUUGGCAUCACUGUCCACUUUUCAGCAAAUGUGGAUUAGUAAAGAUGAAUAUGAGGAAGCUGGCCCCUCUAUUGUCCACCGCAAGUGCUUUUGAGUACUUCCACCAUGUACUGUCAGUGACAAGUAGUGUUGUUUCUCUACGCAUCGCCUGCUCUCAUUCACCUCUGAGGAUGGUUUGACUUUCUUCCACAUGUUCAAAAACCACACUGUAUGGAUGUCAUACGAAUUAGCAAAUUAGUUCUAAUUUUGGAUGAUAAAAUGAGACUAACAUUUCAGUGAUGGGUCUUUUCUGAGAUUAAUAACAGUAGUUACACUAUAAAUUUUUAUAGACCUCCCUUCCCCCGUGUUUGGGAGUGUUGUGCUGCCCUCUGGGAGGUGAUGUGCAGUGCUGCUGUGUGUUAGUCUCUGCUGAUGGAUAGAAAGUCUGAAGUAUGCACAUAUGUGGUUCUUUCAAACUCAAACACAAUGCAAGAUUUAGGUAGCAGAGAAGGCUUGUUUUAUGCAGUUAAGUGGUACACAGGAUUCUUCUAAGGGGGGGGGUUAUUUUGCUGAGGACACAACAGAUUUAUCUGGGUAGUGAUGUGCCCAUGGGUGCCAGUUCUUCCAGUAGAGCUUGUAUGGAUGACUUUCCUUGGUGUCCUGCAACUCUUUAACUGGAGACCUUUCUCUCCUUGUGACCACUGCUCCCCAUCAGCAAGGAGCUUCAACAAGCUACUUCUGAACUUAAACGUUAUUGGUCGUAUUAUUGCUUUCUUUAUCUCUAUUCCUAAGCAGUUAACUCAUGUUUCCUUUGCUUUUGCUAUAUAUGUGCUAAACUAACGAUUACAGAGUAAAUAAUAACCUUUUGAAUGUGUUAUUAAAAUACUCUGGGCUUA